AAUGAAAUUUGGCUAGUAGGAACAAAUUAAAGAAAAUGCAAUCUUCAAUAAAUUCCAUAUGUAUACAGGAUAGCCACCAAACUCUGCCUCAAGCCCCAGCCACAACACAUGUAACUCAAUUCUCUUCCCUCUUCAUGCUUUUCUCAUUAUUCAAGAAUCACAGAGAUGACGUCUACCCUUCAUAGCAGCUUUUUUAGGGGUCUUUACCAAGAUCUACCCUUCAAUUCACUACUUGUGACUGAUAUAUAAUUUGUAAAUAUAUUUGUGGUUGUUGGUGGCAAAACAAAGUCAAAAAGUUCUUGAUUAUUUAGUUCUCUGGUCAUUUUUUUCCUCCAAUAAUCUUCACUGGGGAUGCCCUCUUGAUUAUUGUUUAUUAGUUGUCUUCAAUUGAGGAGAUCAGAGGGUUUAAUUUCCAGAAAAGAUAGAUCAGAUCAGAUUAGAGUAUGGGAAUGGAAAUAAUAGUGUCAGUGGCACUUCUGUUUGUAGGAAUAGUGGUUCUUGUGUUCAUACAUGUUUGUAUAGUAGGGAGGGCUUUAAGGAGUAGAAAUGGGAUAAUGAAUGGCACAAUCUUUAUCCCAAACAGAAGCCAAAGCCCCAUGUCCCAAGAGGACAUAAAGAAGCUGCCAUGUUUUGAGUACAAACUGGAGAUUAUUAAAGAAGAAGAAGAAGAAGAAGAAGUGGAUUGUGCUGUUUGCCUGGAGAGCUUUAAGGUUGGGGAUAAGUGUAGGCUGCUGAAAUGCAAUCACUGUUUCCAUGCUCAGUGCAUUGAUUCAUGGCUCAAAAACACAGCUUUUUGCCCUAUUUGUAGGGCAGGUGCCAAGGCUUCUCCUCUCAAAACUUCUUCUUCUGGGGAUCAAGAAAACACUGCCACUUCUGGUACUUCUGGUACUUCUAGUACUCAAGUUGUUGCUGCUGAAAUGACAUGAUAACAAAAAAAAGGUACAAAUUUGUUCAUUCUUUUA
Ipomoea nil (Japanese morning glory) is the source of this 962-nucleotide messenger RNA. Its product is annotated as RING-H2 finger protein ATL64-like. NCBI's taxonomy places the organism in Eukaryota, Viridiplantae, Streptophyta, Magnoliopsida, Solanales, Convolvulaceae. The transcript has a single exon. The coding region runs from base 444 to 926 and encodes 160 amino acids. The record is from RefSeq and is a predicted model, not a curated record.